CGUCAAAUCUGCAACAAAACUUGGUUCUCGGUUUUUGGUCGACGAACGAUAAAUGAAACAGCCAGUGCCAUAGCCGACGGAAAUCAAUCAAUAAAUUGAGGCAAUGUUUCAGCCAUCCGGUCAAUCGUCGAAACAGAAGCACCCGAAAGUGAAGGUGCUAGAUCCGGACAUAGAUUAUUCGAAGGUGAAAAGCGUCCAUAGCAUAUCGUCAUGGUGGGGAAUUGGUGGUAUAUUUAUUGUCCUCUUCAUCGGCAACAUCACUAACUACACCAAUUCACACCUCCCGGAUGGACUUCGGAAUGCGCACCUCACCCAUUUCCCGAACGCCUUCAUAGCCGAACGCGCCUGGAAGGAUCUGAAGAUUUUGAACGAUUUCGGACCGAAACCUACCGGCACGUACACGAACGAGGUGCUAGCGGUCGAUUUUCUCAAUCGCGAAAUAUCCUACAUCGACCAGCUAAAAAACCGCAACCAGCAGCUGAUCGUGCAAAAUCAGAUCGUAUCGGGUGGGUACGUCGGUGUGUACAUGAACAAAUCGGCCGCCAACGUGUACCGUAACGUGCAGAACGUCGUUGUAAAGCUGGUAGGCCGGAGCGAAACCUCCAAUCGGUAUGCACUGCUACUGAACUGUCACUUCGACUCGGUGGCCGGAUCACCGGGUGCAAGCGAUGAUUCUGGCAGUUGUGCGGUGAUGUUGGAAAUUUUGCGCGUACUAUCCCGCCAAUCGGAGGUGAACCGGUAUUCGAUCAUCUUUCUGUUUAAUGGGGCUGAGGAAACACCGCUGCAGGCGUCGCACGGCUUCAUCACGAAGCAUCCGUGGGCUGGGGAUGUACGGGCGUUUAUCAAUCUGGAGUCGGCCGGUUCCGGCGGCAAAGAAAUGUUAUUUCAAAGCGGCCCGAAACAUCCGUGGCUGAUAGAAGCGUACGCGAAGGCCGUUCCUUACCCGUACGCACAAGCGGCUGCGGAAGAAAUCUUUCAGUCUGGUGUCAUACCUUCGGAUACUGAUUUUCGGGUGUUUCGUGAUGUUGGUCGCAUUCCAGGGAUGGAUUUUGCUCACACAGCUAACGGAUACCGUUACCAUACGCGGUACGAUUCGAUCGAUUAUAUUCCGUUGCCGGUGCUCCAGCGUACGGGUGAUAAUAUUCUUGCGCUGACAAAGGAAAUUGCAAAUGGGGACGAGCUGGGUAGUACGGAACGGUACGCACAAGGUUACAUGGUGUUUUACGAUUUUCUUGGCCUAUUCUUCGUAUCCUACUCGGCCGAUGUAGGGCUGAUGAUCAAUUUGUCCGUGGUGCUGCUGUCCAUCAUCAUACCAUUCCUUUCGCUAGCUCGCUCCACUAGCGGUACGCAUGGGAAGCAGAUCCGUUCGGAGACGAUGACCGGGUUUCUGGCAACGUUUCUUGGCGCCGGAGCGAGCGGUGUGCUCUGCUUCUUCGUCGGUUUGCAGCUCGAUACGAUUGGCCGGUCCAUGUCGUGGUACUCAUCGACCAACCUUAUCCUUGGUGUUUACUGUUGUCCGGCUUUGCUGUGCCAGUGCAUAGUACAUUUGCUGUGCGAUCGUUUGUUUGGUAGCAAAACGACACCUCUGAGUCUCGCACUCAAAGUACAAGCGCGGCUAAAUGGUGUGAACCUCUUCUGGGGCAUGAUAACGCUCGGCAUAACGUUCACCGGCUAUCGGCUAGCGUACAUCUUCAUGGUACUGAUCCUGUGCUCGCUCUGCUCUAGCACACUGAUUUCGAUGCUUGGGCUACAAAACACAGUCCACAAAUGGUUGCUCAUGCAUAUGUUCUUCCAAAUUGUUGCCCUCGCCUGGAGCACUCAAUUCUACCACAUUCUGAUGAAUAUGUUCGUCCCCAUUACUGGUCGUAUCGGUUCGUCCAUUAAUCCGGACGUCAUUAUCGGCACGCUGGCCACCUUUACUACGCUGUUUAGCUGCAGCUAUCUGACCCCGUUGCUGUUUUUGCUCAAAAAAACCGAUAAGCUUAUUGGGGAGCUGGUGGCCAUAACGCUGAUUGCGCUGGUGCUUGCAUCGUCCACACACGUUGGCUUCCCGUACCGUGAUGAUGCCGUCAAGGUGCCGGCCGUCCAGCGCCACUACAUCACACACACGGUGCGUAAGUUCUACGAUUAUAAUGGCGGCGAGCGGUACACGGAUUCGGGCUUCCUGCUGCAAGAACUCGAUCGCAAUGCGAAAAAAACGAUCGAGGGUAUUGCGAUGCCGGACGUGGUGACGCCGAUGCGCGAGAUACCGGCCUGCGAGAAGGAACUGUUCUGCGCCAUACCUUUCUACUCGAUAUGGCAUCAGGUUUUAUUCGAGAACUAUUGGCUGCCUGGACCGGCACCGGUGGUGCGACAGUCGGUUACCGUUUCACUCAGGGAAAAGGAACAAUUGAACGAACACGAACAUCGGUUGCAUCUCGUGCUGAAGGGAAGCUUUCAAUCGUCACUUAUAAUUGGACCGAAAGCGGGCACAACCUUAAAGCGCUGGAGCUUAUUGAGUGAAAUACCGGCUCCGAUCGAAUUUAACGGUCAGCGAGGACAUUUUGUGCUGCUGACGGCCGGUGUUGAGAGUGAACCAAUGAACAUCACGUUAGAUGUACGCCACGAGCUGAAGAAAUACGACGGUCCGCUGGUCGAUCUACUUGUUACAACGACACAUUGGGAGUACCAAAAGGAACACACGCCUGUGUUCAAUCGCCUUCUGGCGCGUGUACCAAGCUGGGCACACGUCGUUCCCUCCGUAGCUGCCGUCAAUAGUUAUACCUACUAGAAUUAGCGCUUGUUCUGUUCUGCUCCGCGCUAGCUGGAGCCCUGCACGCGUUGCGCGUUUCACUCUUACCAAAUGAUAUUACGGCAAAACGUAAAGCUUUCUCACUUUGAACACAUUCUAGCUACUUCUACAUACUAUUGCCUUAUAAUACUGUUACGAAUCUACAACGCCCCCUCCAAUUCGUUUUGGCGAAAGCAAUAAUUAGAUAUUAGACGAUUCUCACGCUUGUAGAAAGUUGUUGCACAGCAAGUAACUCUACAGUUUCUCAUUAUUAAUCAUUACAAUUGUACUACGACUGUGGUGGGUUUCUUGAACAUUUUAUUGAUACCAAAGAUAUUUCUUCCACUGUGUGUGAGUGUGUGUUUUCUGUUACCAGUUGCUCUCUAUUACUGAACUUUCGAUCUUAGUAAUAUAAAACUAUCUAUCGUACAUCGAUGAUAUUAGAAGCGGAAAAGACUUAGUUUAUCGUUCGACUUACCAUUUGACGGUAGGGGGGUUUCGAUUCUCACAAUUAUACACCCAGUCAGAAUCCAAGCAUAGGUGAAGGGUUUAAGCAAUAAUAAAACUCGCGAAUUGUAUGGACGAAUCUUAAAAACAACAUUUACCCCUGCUCAGUAAAUGAUAGUACAUAAUGUUCCUUCUGCAGCAGUGUACGCUGUGCAGGAAGUUCUAAAUACAGCACAAAUGAGAGUUAGAACAUCAAACAGUUUUAUGGAGAAUUUUAUCUCUUCCUUACGCUUACGCUAGAUGGAAUUUUUGGUAUGCGACGAUUGGUUAAUUUGAGCGAUAAAACAAAAAAAAACAACAACAACAAAGCUUUAAAAUCGCGUGCAUGCAAGUUAUCGAGUUACCUUCAGUUGAUUAGUUGGUGCGAUUGCGAAUGGUAACGUUAAUUGAAUUGUUUCUUUCAUAAAAGCAAUAG
Molecule: messenger RNA, 3692 nt
Organism: Anopheles moucheti
Lineage: Eukaryota; Metazoa; Arthropoda; Insecta; Diptera; Culicidae
Product: endoplasmic reticulum metallopeptidase 1-like
Exons: 6
Coding region: 104-2770 (888 amino acids)
Biological process (GO): proteolysis
Molecular function (GO): metalloexopeptidase activity
Source: RefSeq, a predicted model, not a curated record